CGAGAGCGGAGAGGUAUAGCGUUGCUGUGAUACGGCCCUAUAUAUUUGCUGACAGGACUAUCUUCCUUUUAAAGACAACCUCCUCCUUCCUUUGGUUUUCACUUAGUGAUGUCGCGUAUUUGUGUGGUGAACCUGUAAAGAGCAAGACAGGCAGAAGCCAGUUUUUUUUAAUGAUUUGAUUCAUUUUAUUUCUUCAGUUAUUUUGAUUUUAUUUAAUCCAUUGGCUGAAAGGGACUCAUUUCUGUAUUUUGGUUAAAUAAAUAUUUUAUUUAAUCAUUUUAUCUUGUUUAUGUGUUGAUUUAUGUUUCCAAGUUUGAACUAAGAGAAAGGCCGAAUUCAUCUUUUUAUAGCCUAUUUGCAAGUGUCUUCUUCAUUCUCUAUUGUUAAAGAGAUUGUUUGGCUGAGGACGUCCGUAACUUUCAUUUGUAGAAACGACGGGAACUCCAAACUAACAUGGCAGUCAGACUGUGCGACGUGGCUUCUCUGCUUAGAAGUGGUUCGUGGGCGGCAGAGCCUUGGACUGGGCAGGUAAUUGCUGCCAUGGAAACACAGCUGUCCAAUGGGCCCACUUGCAACAACACAAGCAACGGUCCCUCAACAAUCUCAAACAACUGCUCCUCUCCGGUAGAGUCGGGGAGCAUGGAGGACAGUAAAACUAACUUGAUCGUGAACUACCUGCCUCAGAACAUGACCCAAGAAGAGCUCAAGAGUUUGUUUGGGAGCAUCGGGGAAAUAGAGUCCUGUAAAUUAGUUCGAGACAAAAUAACAGGGCAGAGCCUAGGUUAUGGGUUUGUGAAUUACGUGGACCCGAAAGAUGCAGAAAAAGCCAUCAACACAUUAAAUGGCCUGAGACUUCAGACCAAAACCAUUAAGGUUUCCUACGCUCGUCCAAGCUCAGCCUCCAUUAGAGAUGCAAAUCUGUACGUCAGUGGCUUGCCAAAAACCAUGACUCAGAAAGAACUGGAGCAGCUCUUCUCUCAGUACGGACGAAUCAUUACCUCACGCAUUCUGGUGGACCAGGUGACCGGUGUCUCCAGGGGGGUGGGUUUUAUCCGUUUUGACCGGCGAAUCGAAGCGGAGGAAGCCAUCAAGGGCCUGAACGGCCAGAAGCCGCCGGGCGCCACAGAGCCCAUCACGGUGAAGUUUGCCAACAACCCCAGCCAGAAGACCAGCCAGGCCCUGCUCUCUCAGCUGUACCAGUCGCCCAAUCGAAGGUACCCCGGACCCCUUGCACAGCAGGCACAGCGCUUCAGGUUGGACAAUCUGCUAAACAUGGCAUACGGAGUCAAGAGGUAAUUCAUCUAUUACAG
This is a messenger RNA of Coregonus clupeaformis (lake whitefish), 1310 nucleotides long. RefSeq names its product ELAV-like protein 2. Gene Ontology annotation, molecular function: RNA binding. Gene Ontology annotation, cellular component: ribonucleoprotein complex. The transcript has 7 exons. NCBI's taxonomy places the organism in Eukaryota, Metazoa, Chordata, Actinopteri, Salmoniformes, Salmonidae. The record is from RefSeq and is a predicted model, not a curated record. The coding region runs from base 454 to 1296 and encodes 280 amino acids.